AUGUGUGGAACGUAUCUCUACAUGGCCCCGGAAGUGAUCUCGCACAACAAGUAUGACGCCAAGGCCGAUCUCUGGAGCGUCGGGGUGAUGCUCUACCAGAUGAUCACUGGGCGGAGGCCGUUCGAGGCCUGCAGUAGCGAAGAUCUCUUCCGCAAGCUCGGGAACAAGAUCCAGUUUCGAGGAGAGGAUUACUGGGAUCCGGAUUGCCGCGAUCUUUGCGAGGGGCUGCUGAGGAAGAAUCCCUUGGAGAGGAUAUCUUUCGAGGAGUUCUUCAAUCACAAGUUCCUGCGAGGAUCGAGCAAAGCUGCACUGGUUUGCGAUCAAGAGAAAGCCGACAGCGUUGCGAUCUUACACCGAGCGCCACGGCCACUGGAGACGAUCCCCGGGGAUCGCCAGCGGCCUGUGAGAGGGAGGAAUCCACUGAUGGACUCCAUUGAAGAGAGGAUUGCCAGAGAGUAUGUGAUGGUGUCUAGCCCCAGCUCUUCAAAGAACAAGCAUCCUCACUGCCCGAUUCCAAAGCCAGCACCGCCGCCGCCGCGUGCGCAUCCACCGAGCAAGAAUUCGAGCAAGGAAGAUCUGGAGCGCAGCGAAACCCUGCGAAUCUGCGCCAAAUUGCUAGGCGAAGUGGCAAGAUUCAAGCUACAAGACAGUAAGAAGCUUGAAUCCCUCUCGCUCUGCCUCGCCGCGCUUGGAUCGCUCAAGCGCGCCUUGAGCAUUGCCACCACGCCCCAGCUCUUGGAGGAUUUCUCGGCCGCCCUGGACGAAACCGAGGCCGUAGCGGCGAAUCUCGACAGGAGCUCGGAUCAGGCGCUGCCAGAUGCGGCGGAGAUAAUCUAUCAGGCAGCGCUGGCGGCAGGGAGAGCCGGGGCAGUGGACGAGAUCCUGGAGAAGCGAGGGCGAGCAUCGGUCGAGUAUGCCAAGGCAUCAACGUUGCUCUUCUUUCUCAUCAUGGAUGACUCCCCGAUCCACCUACAUUCGUUAGAUGUUGCUAGCGCACACCAUUGCUUCCACGCUAUAACAGUGCGUCACAAGCAGUGCAAGAACGCCAGCCACUGA
Molecule: messenger RNA, 1056 nt
Organism: Selaginella moellendorffii
Lineage: Eukaryota; Viridiplantae; Streptophyta; Lycopodiopsida; Selaginellales; Selaginellaceae
Product: serine/threonine-protein kinase ATG1b
Exons: 1
Coding region: 1-1056 (351 amino acids)
Biological process (GO): autophagy; peptidyl-serine phosphorylation; autophagosome organization
Cellular component (GO): autophagosome; cytoplasm
Molecular function (GO): ATP binding; protein serine/threonine kinase activity
Source: RefSeq, a predicted model, not a curated record